Messenger RNA from Exophiala xenobiotica, 4812 nucleotides. RefSeq lists its product as uncharacterized. The coding region runs from base 244 to 4731 and encodes 1495 amino acids. The record is from RefSeq and is a predicted model, not a curated record. The transcript has a single exon. NCBI's taxonomy places the organism in Eukaryota, Fungi, Ascomycota, Eurotiomycetes, Chaetothyriales, Herpotrichiellaceae.
GCCUUACGAAGCGCAAUGCCCUAGGAAUCGCUUCUAACCCGAGUUGCUAUUUGCGUCGGAGUCCAGGCAGCGAUGGCGACUGGCUACUGCCAUAUCUAGCUCUCAGGCUGAAAAAUUGGCCUUUUGUAAGACGUUGUUUGAGACUUGACUUCAGAGAUAUCGUUGCAACCAGACAACCACAACAUGUCAUGAAGUAGCGAUAUACCAGAACGACAAUGUCGCCUUACGAUCGCUCAUCACGCAAUGGACAGCAAUCAACACCAUGUCUAUCUCGAUGUUCCCGUGACUGAAGCUGAGCGGAUUCAGGCCAAGCGGCGGAGGGAUGACAGCUCCGACAGACUUCUACCAGAGCCCGUCCAUCACCAACAUCCUGAAGAUCCAUCAUCGUUUCCCCAGCGUCAUGCACCACCUGGACGAUUCCCUUCCAUACGUGCCGCACCAGUAAUACGAAAUAUUCCACCGAGCGUUUCGCAGAGAUUCGAGAACCGCCAAUAUGUCCCUAUUUCCCCUAUUCAUGAGGAAGACGAACCUGAGUCCAUCAACCUUCGCGAAUCAUCAGUAUAUAAGUCCGAUCAAGGUUCUCUACUUCGCCAGCAAGGACCAACACCUCCUCUGUGGACUCCAAUAUGGCUGAAGCAACCGACAAUAAUUCUUUUCGCGAUACUUUUCGCGCUUCUCGUGCUUGCCCUGGCUCUGCUCUGGCACUUCGAUCGCGUCAACGAUGGAUUUCACGUCGCUGAUGGCAUGAACCAUUAUGCCUGGGCCUAUGCACCCACGGUCAUUGCUGUGGUCGUUGUGGCCUCAUGGAGACUGGUCGACUACCACGCGAAGCUGGCUAUGCCAUUCGAUGCUCUUCAGGACGGGCCCUUGAAACCUUCGGAGAGUCUUUUUGUCGACUACCUCUCGAAAUUCCAACUCGUGGCUUUAUACGAAGCCAUCAAACGCAACCAUUUUGCCGUCAUCACUACGGUUACUGGAUUUGUUCUAUUAAAAAUUGUUACAGUCUUCUCGACCGGGUUGUUGGUUCUUCUUCCUACCCAAGUCACACAGAAGGAUGCUUUAAUUCAAGCGCGAGGCUUCAGUUCGGAGGCGUUUGAUCCCAGCGCGUCUUUGGAUUCAUUGUCUCUUGCCUCGCCAGUGUAUGCAUAUUAUGGGAGUAAAACGCAGGGAAUACCACUUGAAAAUGGCGUUACGUUCGAUUUGGCGUAUAGCGCUCUCACAGUCUCAUCAAACACCUCGAUUGGCAAUGAUGCUGUAAUAUCUGGCGAUGUCACUGCAUUUGUUCCGAAUAUGACAUGUAAUACACUGGAGGUCAAGCUGAACACUCCCACCAUUGUGAACGAUACUAACUCUGCCGACGCAUUUGCAACAUCUUCAAACAUCUCUUUUACCAUACAAGCUGGUGAUGUAUGCAGUCAGUCAUCAUCUAUCAGUGUCCCAGCCGACAACCCAUAUACAGAAAUUGUCUCAGGACGUCAGGUCACUGGCACAAUGCAGGAAAUCUACUGUGGCGCCACGAUCGGGGACGUAUCAGAUUCGCAAGGACCGUUGGGACUGCUCUUCACUUUGACCGAUAUCGAAUAUCGACAGACUCCUUUCGAUAAUGCCACCCAACUUGCUGGCGGCACGUUCACCAUUGCCAGCGAUGUCUCCAGAACCCUCACAAACAUGACAAAUGUGUUUUGCAGACCUGCGUACACGAUGGCCAUGGUCAAGGUGACGAACAACACUCAACUCAGUGACAGCAAUCAAGCUAUAUCCGUGGAAUCGAUAGAAGAAUCCGUCAGGAGUCUGCCGAACUUCUCGAACUGGAAUUCCACCACUGUCUUCCUACAGUCCGCUACAUCGGCCAACGCGCUUUUCGGCGACAUCGUCAAUGACGAUACUUCCUCCAACUCCAGCGGGAUUUUCACUCUCAUGGCUCUUACAGCUGGAUCACAGGAUAUUGCCUCGUUAAUGGAUCCUGGCAAGAUGAUGUCUGCCGCCGAGGACACAUACAAAGGUGUACUCUCGCAGUAUGCUCAUCAAUCCUUGAGAGCCGCCAGCAGCAGCGAUGUGGAUGGAGGUACUUUGACGAAGCAAGAACGCAGAUUACGCGUCAAUGAUGUCUCCGCCUGGACGAUGGCUUCGAUAUUUGGGCUCCUGGUGAUUUUUUGCAUUGCCCUGAUCUUUAUCGCACCCCGGGCAGUCGUUCCACGGGACCCCAGCUCGAUCGCCGCGAUCGCCACGUUACUCACGCGAAGCACCGAGCUGAACAGACUUCUGCGGAAGCAAGGUGCUCCAAGCUAUGCAAACCAAAGGUCCGCCUUGUCCGGCUUUGAAUUUGGCACUGCUAUAGCGACCACCGAGUCCGGAACCACCAGCUUCAAGAUCGUGGCGUCGGAAGGGGAACCAGAUCCAGCCGCGACGAAACUUCACAUGGACCUGAAAUGGUGGCUGCCAUUCACAGCGUCGAUACCUGUCCUAAUCAUCGCGUUAGUGCUGCCGUUGGUGCUGAUUGCAGUCCUUGAAGUCGUCCAGCAAUCAUCAGACAAGCAUCACGGUCUCUUGACCGUCGUUGACGACAAAUGGACCGAAGUCUACAGCCAUUAUAUUCCAGGUAUCGUGACGUUGGCAGUUGCUGCAUUGAUCAACAUGCUUGACUUCAAUGUGGCUCUCUUCGCACCUUGGGUCAAUUUGGCCAAAGGUGAUGCUGUUAGCAGGAGAUCUGUUCUCAAUCACCUCCUUGGGCUACCCCCGCCCUGGGCCUUCUUACGAGCCAUACGGACUCGGUAUAUAGGUGCCAUUCUGAGCAUUCCGGCCGCGGCUUUGGCAAGUCUUCUGACGAUCCUCGUGUCCGGGCUCUAUACCGUCCAGCAUGUCACCAUCAGCGGACCUGAUAUAACAGUCAACCAGCUUGACUCUUUCAAUCUGAUGUGGUCGAACAGUUUCUCCUCGGAUAACGGAGCAGCGGCUGUUACAGACCUGAUUAUGCAUCAGAAUUCCAGCUACCCUCAAUUCACCUAUGAAGGCCUCGUCUUUCCGAAGCUAUCUCUCAACAGCUCGGCUGCGACGUCUGACUCCGCGUCGAUUGUAAGCGGCUCAUCCAGUUAUAUAUUGCCAGGAGUGCGCGCGAACUUGAGAUGCGAAAUACUACCUGCGUCUUCUUUCAGCGUGGCGACUGAACAAGCUGGGUCCGACAGUGCAUUUGCCACGAACCAAGCAUUCGUGACCGCCACAGCCUCACUUCCGGAUUCCUGCCAUCUGGGAGGCUCUAGUGGAUCCGCCAGCACCGUCACUUACGAGAAUAACUUCGAGCUCCCUUCAGAUGAUGAUGAUGGCACCUAUGCCGGCGUGCAGAUAGACCUCCUUUUCGGACAGAAUGCGUCCACCUAUGGGAACUAUGGCGAAGCCCGCGGUCAGUACAUUGGCGACAAUCCUGCCGUAGGAUGUCCCAGCCUUGCAUUCACAUUCGGCCACUUCAAACUCGGCAGCACAGACCAGAGUCAGGUCACCACGAUGAUCUGCUACCAGGAGAUUCAGGAGCUCCAAGCAAACGUGACACUGAGAGACAACACCACAACCAUCGACCCCAGCAAUCCACCCAUUGUCCAGGAAGGCAGUGUCUCCGUCCAGUCCAAUCCAGCCAGUACCACCGGCGCAAAAUCAUUCGAUUUCCGCAUCCAGAACAACCUCGCCCAGGAAAUGACCUUGUUCAACGGCGCCAGCGGCACGCCAAUUACCAACCCGUCGGCUACGAAUACCUUCGACAUCUACUUCCAAGCCAUCAUCAACGGCACGAACAAGCACGACCCUGCAUCUCUCGUGGGCGCGGAGAACCGAAACGCCCUCGUCGACGCCAUCAACCAGUUUUACCGCACCUACAUGGCCCAGGCCAUCUCCACAAACAUGCGCACUUCCCUGACCUCUUCGUCCCGGCUCGGUCGCCGACAGUCUGCAACAACAAGCACAACGACCACAACAGUCACGACCCCACGUCUCGUCCAAGACAAAGACAGCAAACUCGAGCUCCAGAUCAUUUUAGGCGUCAUGACCCUCCUCGCCGGGGCCUCCUGGCUGACCACGAAGAUGCGCCGCGUGCUACCCUGCAACCCGUGCUCACUCGCCGGGGCAAUGUCCCUUCUAGCUGGCAGCGACCUAUGCCACAGCGCCGACGAAGGCCUCUGCGAGUGCUGUGGCAAGCCGCGCCGUCGAUCGUUUGGGUACGACGCAGGAACCCGGCCUGAAAGUAUUCAUGCGGCGCCCGAUGACGACGACGACGAGGACGAGCGUCAGCAGAUCAUCCCCGACGGCGCAGAGUGGCUGCCGCAGCCGCAGUUUGAGACCGUGUUCGGUGGGAAGCGAUACAGCAUGGGAUGGUGGCGGGAGAGGCGGGCGAUCGGGAAACGGAGGCGUUUUGGCGUGGAUGUCGGCGUCCGCGCGGACGGCGCGGAUGAUCAGGAUUGGGAACUUGGUGAGCGCAGGCCCGAGGGCCCUGGGUUUAGUGAUUUCAUGGGACGUGGUGGUGAUCGCGAUGGACGCGGCGAAUAUUCGAGAUUCGGCCACGGGAGGGAUAUCAGUCCUGACCCUGCGGCUGUGGAGGCUUCGGCGCUGGAGGAGAGGGAGCUCGUAGCCAGGCCGCCACGGGCGGUGUCGCCAAAUCCUUCAUGUCCCGUGCAUGGUGGCGGAGGAGAUCCGGGACCGAGGACUGUCGCUCAAAGGGAGGGUGCUUAUUUAGGUGGUGAAGCGUAGGCGUUCAAUUGGAUUUAUUUUCAUGUGGUCCUUGAGCAACCGGCCUCAAACUAGGAUUGUAGUUUCAAACAGAGAUUGAUU